Molecule: messenger RNA, 1026 nt
Organism: Hyaloperonospora brassicae
Lineage: Eukaryota; Oomycota; Peronosporomycetes; Peronosporales; Peronosporaceae
Source: the annotation of a GenBank genome assembly
AUGCUGCGGUCUCGAGCCCUUUGGUUCAUUGCGAUAUACGCACUCGCCCAUUGCCUCCUUUUGGUCAACGUCACUGCAACUGUUGCAGCAGAUACGGCCCCUCCUCAUGCACAACAACACCACCAACACCUGUACCAGAGGGCUACGGCAUUGCCGACCAUCCACAAGGCCCGACGCAACUCGCCGACCUUUGCACUCGUUGAGGGCUACGACUGCGACCACAACACCGUCGCACUUGCACGUCAGUUUGUCACGGCCAAUGCCGUCACGUUCGACACGUGCAUUGCCGAUAGCGGCUACGAGGUGUUCUCGUUCAAAGGCGUUGCGUUAACGGCCAGCGACGUCACAGGUCUCGUCCACGCCAAUGCGUGUCGGGCCCUGAUGACAGCGGCACUGCUGUUGGAGAUGCCGCCGUGUUUGCUCGGGAACGUGGCUGUGCGUGCAGCUUGUGAGACGCUGUUGUACUAUGCAGAGGCGUUGCACGAGGAGGAGAAGGAGGACGAGGAGGACGAGGGAGAAGCGAAGGCCGAAGUCGCUCUUGCCGAGCAGUUUCGGGAGCUAUUGCACUGGCGACGCGACGUGAACUUUGCACGGGCAGCGAAGAAGCCGUUUGACAGCGAGUCGAAGACGUACGUCGUGUUUACGAAAGCGGUGCGCCGGGCGCUGGCGUCGAGUAGCGUGGCAGUGAUGCAGAACUAUACAGUUGUUUGGGAUACGAACGAGGGGGACGAGGAGGCCAUUGAAGUGGACGACAGUGACGAGAGCGACGACAGUAACGAGAGCGAAAGUGAGGACGAAGAUGGGGACUACACGUCGUUUGUAUCUACGAACUCGUCCAUGGACUACUUUGUCGGUCGCGUUGUUGCAGUUGAUGAGGUUAGUGACGAUACGUCGAUUGAGACCCAUCAUGCGAAGGAGAUUUUGACUACGGAGAGCUCAGGUGCCGUGGCUUUGGUCCAAAGUUGGUCAGCGUUACUUGCUCGACUGGUAGCAUUACUGGCCGUGACAGUUGUAGUACUCGUCUAG